Molecule: messenger RNA, 1604 nt
Organism: Guyanagaster necrorhizus
Lineage: Eukaryota; Fungi; Basidiomycota; Agaricomycetes; Agaricales; Physalacriaceae
Product: alcohol dehydrogenase IV
Exons: 8
Coding region: 450-1604 (384 amino acids)
Cellular component (GO): mitochondrion
Molecular function (GO): alcohol dehydrogenase (NAD+) activity; metal ion binding
Source: RefSeq, a predicted model, not a curated record
UAUACGUCCCUGCAAACAGUAUGUAUGAUGUGGCACCGAGUAGUACGAUGGCAUUGACCUUGUUGGCGUCUCCUCUAGGUUCCACGACUUGCGUAGCCCAUCAGUAACUUUUCUCCAUGACGACUGCACCUCCAAGAGCCCUUGACCCGCUUUCCAUGUUGGUGAAGGCGACGCGGAGCGGGUAAAUGUUGUUCUGGUGUUCGCUGGCACUAGUAACGUUCGACCCACACGCUUUCCUCCGAGUCGCAACAUGAAAGACCAAAUGCAGGUUGCGGGAUCUCUGCGUGGGAUUCAUUGGAUAUCCUCUUGCUGCAGUGACUAAUCUCUGGCCGAUCUCGGACAUUUUGUCAGUGAGCAUUCUCCACGUCAGGCUUCUAAGCCUACUACCGCCAUGCCAGGGGAGGUUAUAAAACUAGACGCAAUGGGAAUCGUAUUCUCGCUUCUUACUCAUGGCUCCAAGCUCUUUGCAAGGCUUCUAUGGCUACACUGACACUCUGUCCGGUGUCUUCUACGGUCCAGGGUCUGUGUCUACCGCACUGCCGACUCUUCUUUCGACGCUCGGAGUGCGGAAAGCACUGGUAGUGACCACGAAGAGUCUUGUUAACAAGACGGAUGUGGUUAGAAAAAUUGAGACAAUCCUCAAGGACAAUGAGGCCUACGGUACUACCUUCUACGAGAUUGGAGAGCAUGCUCCAGUCGCAGGCAUACGGCGCGGUGUCAAGGUUUUUCAUGACUACGAGUGCGAUGUUAUUGUCUCUGUCGGAGGGGGGUCCCCAAUCGACGCAGCAAAGGCUAUCCUCCACUACAACCAGGAAGAAACUGGUGGUCCUUCAUGCCUUCAGAUAGCCAUUCCAACAACUUUGAGUGCCGCAGAAUACACAAUUGGUGCGGGCUUUACAGAUGAUCAGGGUCAUAAAGUUGGGGUAACAUCCCCGAAGCUUGCACCCGCGGGAGUCAUACUGGAUGCAGAACUGACUUUGUCGACGCCAGAGCGUUUAUGGCUGUCGACAGGUAUUCGUGCGCUUGACCACGCCGUUGAGAAUUUGUAUAGAAACGAAACACCUCAUCCCCUUAAGGUGCUAUGCUACGCUGCAAUUGCGGACCUUUUCACAAAUCUCCCGGCAUCGAAAGCUAACCCGCAAGAUGUUGUCGUUCGCCAAAAGCUGCAAAUUGCAUCCUGGAUGAGUCUAUGGCCAUUGAAGCUGGAACGGUACAGUCCAUUGGGGUUGUCGCAUGCUCUAGGCCACCGGUUGGGAGCGACGUACGGAAUCCCGCAUGGUAUUACAUCGUGCAUCACACUGGCACCAGUGGUGGCGCUCAAGGCGGAAAUAGAAUCGAAAGAAAACAAAGAGGCACUUUCCGAGGCGUUGCUCUAUCUGCAUCGUCUUACGACAGGCGAUCUGGAUCAGGAUGUGUUGCUGCUUUCACAACUCAUACAAGAGUUGGUGACCUCACUUGGACUGAAGUCAAGCCUGGAAGAAUACAAAGUGCCGAAAGAGGACGUAGAAAAGAUUGCAGAACUGGCACUCGGUGGCAAAGAGCAGGCAGUGCAUGGCAAGGUAGUCGCUGUAUUACAGGGUCUGUAUCCGAGCGGGGAAUUGUAA